Molecule: messenger RNA, 971 nt
Organism: Bombina bombina (fire-bellied toad)
Lineage: Eukaryota; Metazoa; Chordata; Amphibia; Anura; Bombinatoridae
Gene: CHMP6
Product: charged multivesicular body protein 6
Exons: 8
Coding region: 75-695 (206 amino acids)
Biological process (GO): late endosome to vacuole transport via multivesicular body sorting pathway; vesicle budding from membrane
Cellular component (GO): multivesicular body; ESCRT III complex
Source: RefSeq, a predicted model, not a curated record
CCGGUAAAGACCGGGCGGGGAUUCCAGACUAGAGGCCGUGGCCGGGAGGGGGAUGUGGGAGACCUGGGAUCGAAAUGGGGAACCUUUUUACCCGGAAGAGACGGAGCCGGGUUACCGAGCAAGACAAGGCUGUGCUGCAACUGAAGCAGCAGCGAGAUAAACUGAAGCAGUACCAAAAGAGAAUCACACUCCAGCUGCAGCGUGAGAGGGAAGUGGCCAAGCAACUGCUGCAUGAUGGCAAGAAAGAAAAAGCGAAACUACUGCUUAAAAAGAAGAGGUACCAGGAGCAGUUACUGGAGAAAACUGACAACCAAAUCAGCAACCUAGAAAAAAUGGUUGAAGACAUUGAAUUUGCACAAAUAGAACUGAAAGUUAUUGAAGGUCUAAAGGUGGGCAAUGAGUGCCUAAAGAAAAUGCACGAGGUUAUGUCCAUAGAGGAAGUGGAGAGGAUCCUGGAUGAGACUCAAGAAGGCAUUGAUUACCAGCGGCAAAUUGAUGAGCUAUUGUCAGGAAACCUUACUUCAGAGGAUGAAGAGGCCAUCCUAGAAGAGCUAGAGGCUAUCACUCAGGAAGAUCUUCAACUCCCAGAAACUCCUUCAGAAACUCUUCCAGAGGUCCCAUCAGAACCACUCCCAGAUACAAAACCAGAGAGACAAGCUGCCAAGAACAAACCUCAGCUGGUGGCUGCCUCUUAACCUCAUAUGCUAUGGCUGGGGAGCAAGAGAUAUUAUGUACUCUAAGAGGAAGCCCCAGGCAGAAAAAGACAGUCACUCCUCUUCCAGAGAAGGAACUGGUUCCCUGGGAGCCGUACUACAUUGCCUCACCUGGCUACCAAGUGUUGUAGGAAGUUAUUUUAACCCAUGUGCCGAAAAAGGCAAACGUUUUUCUCUGGCGUUUCUUUACCCUACUCUUGUUGCAAAGGGGUCAAUAAAGGACACCUCCCUUUCUACAAAUGAAGGCAAUUUACUCUA